Ylistrum balloti is the source of this 1402-nucleotide messenger RNA. RefSeq lists its product as uncharacterized. Lineage: Eukaryota; Metazoa; Mollusca; Bivalvia; Pectinida; Pectinidae. Gene Ontology annotation, molecular function: aspartic-type endopeptidase activity. Gene Ontology annotation, biological process: proteolysis. The record is from RefSeq and is a predicted model, not a curated record. The annotation marks the transcript as partial. The transcript has a single exon.
AAUCAUGCUGUGAGCAUGGGCAGCACCAGUGAUACAGAAAGUGUGAAUGCCAGUGAUGAGACAGUAUCAGACAAUGCUAAUGGUACCUCAGCUACUACUCAAGGUUCAUUUAUGUACUUACCUGUGUAUAUCGAGGGUCAGACUGUUGCAGCCCUAUUAGAUACAGGCAGUAGCAUUAAUGUAAUGUCUAGGUCAUUUUAUGAUAAGUUAUCUGUAACUGUUAAGACAAGUAUUGAUACUAGUACUGCUGUAUCCAUCAGUUUAGCUGAUUCACAUACAAUACCUGUACAGGGUACUGCUAAUAUCAAAGCCAAAACUCCUUAUGGUUCAUGUACACUCAGUGUUUACAUUCUACAACAUACUUCUCACCCUCUCAUUUUGGGUUCAGCAUUUAUGACCAAUCAUUCUGUAGUCCUAGAUUUUGGUUCCAUAAAUGUCGGUUAUAAGAAACUGAAAGUCAGAUGUAAAACCCGCCUCGCCAUUAAUCCAAACUCAGAGUGUAUGGUAUGGUGUAAACUACCUAAGUAUAGCACUGUAGGCUUACAGGGUGUUUGUACUGGAAGUAAGAAAGCAAUGAAAGCUGGUUUACUGGUUGCUAGGUCUGUUAGUACUAUUCCUCAUACCAGGAAAGUUCCUGUAAAACUUCUCAAUCCUGGAAAUACAAUUAUUACUAUACCCAGCUACACAGUGUUAGCCUAUUUCGAAACUAUGGACAACUCAUACCAUGUACUUGCACACAAUUCUGGGGUAGGAUGUAAUAAUAUUAUCCACAGCAAUGGUAAUUCAGAUUUUACCAAGUCAGAUAUAGCAUGUUCUGAAGUUUUUGUUCACUCAAGUGAUCAUCCCAGUGUUCAUGUUAAACCCAGUGUUUCUGAGUCAGAUGUACAUAGCAAUGUUUAUGAUCAACCAAGUGUUAUUACCAAUGUUCAAUCAAAUGUUCAUUCAAAUGUUUAUGACCAACCAAAUGCUCCUCACACAGAUGUUGUAUAUAACAAUGUUGUUCAAUCACAUGUUCAUGCAAAUGUUUAUGACCAACCAAAUGUUCCUCGCACAGAUGUUGUAUAUACCAAUGCUGUUCAUUCAGAUGUUCCUACAAAUGUUCAUGAUCAAACAAGUGUUCUUAAUUCAGAGUCAUAUAACAAUGUUGUUCAAAUUAAUGUUCAUGAAAAUGUCAAUGUUCAACCUAGUGUUUCUCAAUCAAAUGUAGUUCAUAGCAAUGAUGUUCAUUCAAAUGUUCAUGUUCAGCCCAAUGCUUUCCAUUCAAAUCUUGUUCAUACUCAUCACGUUCAAUCAAAUGACAAUGUUAAGGCAAAUGUUGAUUAUAUGCAUGGUGAUAAUGUUGACUUUGAUAAAUUCAUUUCUUAUUUCCAUGUAAAUGAGAAUCUUACAGAGGUUCAGAAGG